CCGGCUUGCCAAUCAUGCAGGCGGACGAGGCGCUGGAAUCGCGGUGGGGCACGAGCGAUUUUCCCCAACCAGACGCCACGGUGCUGUGGCCGCACAAGAGCAUCAGCGAACACCGCAGCAUGCCGUUCGAGACGCGGUCGGCCAAGCCCAACAACGAUGAACGGGCCAAGCUGUCAACUGAGGACAAGGGCAAGGCGCCAGAUGCGAGCUACCCAGCCGGACCUCGGGUGCAGGCUCGGGCGAACAGGGACCGCCUGGAGGCGCUCUGGAGGUUGAGCGCCUCCCACGGCAUCUCGUGGGACGAGCUCGACGCGGAGUUCGUCAGAUGGGCGCGAGAAGGCAAGCAGGCCCACGCCGACUGGGCGAGGCACUCCGCGGAGGGCGGCGUCCUCGCCGCCAGGCAGAAGGAGCGGGCACUGGCUCUGGCCGAGGCCAAGAUCCGGAGGUUCCUGCCCCCGGAGGCCGAGCCGAUGGACCGCUUCCCCUCUCGGACCAAAAGGCUCGCCACCCGCUACUACACGAAGAUGAAGAAGCAGUGGUUCGCGCCUUGGCGCCCAGGCGAGCUGACAAAGGACAUGAGGACGCUCGUCGCCGACAGGAUGUUGAGGCGCGAGGCCAGGGAGCGCGCGCAGCGGCUCAGUACUGAGGAUGCGUAG
Messenger RNA from Prorocentrum cordatum, 656 nucleotides. The record is from the annotation of a GenBank genome assembly. Lineage: Eukaryota; Dinophyceae; Prorocentrales; Prorocentraceae.